CUCUGUGUCCGGAAAAGCUGCAGGAACACGUUGGACGGUGGAAACCACAAUGUUCAAGCACGUAUUUCUGACAGGACCUCCAGGUGUGGGGAAAACCACCCUGGUCCAGAAAGCCUGCGAGGCUUUAGUGUCAUCAGGAGUGGGAGCUGAAGGCUUUUACACGGAGGAGGUCAGGGAAGGGGGCCGGAGAGUCGGCUUUGAUGUGGUCACCCUGACAGGAGCGAGGGGCCACCUGUCCAGAAUCAGAGACAGUAGAGACAGCCAGCCUCACGGCAGGCGGGAGUACACAGUUGGCCAGUAUGUGGUCGACUUGCCUUCAUUUGAAAAUCUGGCUCUCCCCCUCUUCAGAAAUAUUGGUUCGGCGGAUGGAAGCAGCAGCAGCAGGAAGGUGUUUGUCAUCGAUGAGAUUGGGAAAAUGGAGCUCUUCAGCCAGUCUUUCAUCAGGGCAGUGAGACAGACCUUAGAUAGCUCUUCCUGCACCAUCCUGGGCACCAUCCCCAUCCCUAAAGGUAAACCCCUGGGGCUGGUCGAAGAGGUGCGGAACAGGAGGGACGUCAAGGUGUUCACUGUGUCUAAGGAGAACAGAAAUGCUAUUCUACAAGACAUCUUAGAGACACUGCAGGAAUGUUUAAAGUCAAAAGCCUAAUAUUGAGCUUCGUAUGGAGCCACUAAAAAGGAAAAAACCCUGCAGCUCGCGUGUGGCUCUUUGCUGACUACAAGUUUUCUAAGUGUCAGCGCUGGAACAGUUCAAACAGCCAGAGACGAUUAAAAGGAUCUACCCGCGCUUUGCAACUGGGGUUGCGACCUGAGCUUAGAGGCAUCCCUGGCUGCUGGGGGAGUUGGUGUGUCGCAUGCAUUUAUUUAUGUUAACAAUUAAUUUUUUUCCCCCCUUUCUCAUACAGCCUCAGACUGGUGUGCAUGCUGAAUAAUUGAUUGAGUGAUGGAAGACAGCGGGGAAAUAGUUCAGUUUCUGGGUGAAUAUGUCAAAGCCUCAAAAACAGGUCUUUAUUGUUUAACUGAUUUAUAGAGACAUCAGAAGGCAUUUUUCUUCUGUUAGUAUAAAAUAUCAUUUUAUUUCCCCCACAAAGUCAGGUGGUGCUGCCGUUUUUAAUAAAGGGGCGAACGAAGCCGUGCCCCUGUUGACUCAUUUAGCUCUUUGCUAUGCGAGCCUCCGUUUGUCUCAUCAACCUGAGGCUGUUCUCAUUGAAAGUCGAUCAAUAUUUAACGAUGCAGCCCAUCCUUUCAUGGUUUAUUCAUCGUCUAAUGUGAACAGAAAAUGAUUUAAAAAUAAACAGUUUGUUUUUCUCGGGUAUUUAUUGUUCAUUUUCUUUACUGGCAAGUGUUUUCGUGUUCUCCGGCGCAAAUAAAUAUGUUGCACUUUGCGUGGAUUCCACACUCGGUCAUGCGAUAUUCAUCAAUAUCAGUGCGUAGUCAGAUUAAAGUGAAGGAUAAACAGCAUCAGUGGAUUUAAGGUUUUUGAGAUGUUGGCGUGCUUUCACAAAAAAGCUUCAAAGUGGUUUAUGAAGGCUUGCAAAGGUAAAAUGCAUAUUUUGAUUACAAGUAAACAGAUAUUAAAAGAAUUUGGUGAGCUGUGCCAGUGGCUAUGAGUGAGGUGAAGUAGCUCAAGUACAUUCAAAGUUCCCGAGUUUGCUGAUUGUUUGCAUCAGCUCGCUGCAAGUGGAAUCUCUCCCUCUCUCUGCGUGAGCUCCACAGUCUGGCAGUCGCAUAAAGGUUUUUAAUAGAAACCCUCUGGCAAAGCUGUUUGUCUCAAAACCAAAGCAUCUUUGGGUCGUUUCAAAGUGAAAAUACUUUUUUCCCCCCCCUUUAAAAAAUAAAUAAAUAAAAACAACGCUUGUAUAACUGAUGUAACCUGUCAGGCUGGCUGCAGAAAGAGCUGCCAGCUGUGAUGUGCGUCAGACACGCUGCUGCGCCAGCAUCUGUUUUGUGGGCUCCGCUGACGUACGGCUGGAUCCGCUGGCACCAGCAGCAGUCGCUGAAACUGCUUCAAAGUCAACAUUUCACUGGUCGCAUCUUUCAGCAAACAUGGCAACAUGAUGUUGCUGUAGCUGCUGCAGAGUGGACGGUGCGGUUCAGGGCAGGGCAAGGCAAAGCAUAGCGUAGCGCCGAGGGAGGCGGCUCUCCUGACUGGAAGGUGAUUGUCAGCACCCUGCAGCAAGACAGCAGAUGGAUUAUGUAACAGUAGCCAAGGCCUUGCCAGUUGUACCAAAUCAAGGGUGUGUGUGGAUGCAUUCGAUGCGUUAUGAUGUAAUUAGCAACCAUGCUGUCCAAACUGUCAUGUUGUGGGCAUAUCAUUGACAGAAGUGAUUCCCAGCCGGUGGCACUUGCUGGCAGGGAAAGCACAGAAAGACUGUGGGUUACUUUAACAAAGCUCAGCUGUAACACCUGAACACCAUGUGCUGAGAGCACAAGAGCAUGAAUACAGAGCUAAAAAUGGAUAAGCAGUGCAAACAAUGAAGUGAAUGCAAGGCACAGUAGUGAUAACUCGGUUAAAGCAGCGAAUAAAUGGUAAAAUAGUUUGGUAAGGUUGGUGGUUUAAAAUAAUGAUGGAAUGGUUGAAAGAGCUGAAAGUACUCGACAAUAAAGAACGCAAAUCACCCAAUAACAGGAUCAAUAUGUUCUGUGUGAAUGUAACUCCAAUGUAUGACUAUGUAUAAGGGUAAAAAUGUGUCAAAAUACACACACACAAACCAACUAUGUUUUGUUCCCAGUCUUAUGGUAAUGUUAUGAUAUAUGGUUAUUGUGGUUUUCUGUAAACACCAUGAUUUUGUUCAUAUACAACCACUGUGCAACUGGAACAAUAGACAUAUUGCCAGGGGGCUUGAAGGUACUGUAUUAAUGUGUACUGUGAGGAUUGUUCCAUCAAAGGCAAUAUACAGGGUGGGCCAUUUAUAUGGAUACACGGUAAUAACAUGGGAAUGGUUGGUGAUAUUAAAGUCCUGUUUGUGGCACAUUAGU
Haplochromis burtoni (Burton's mouthbrooder) is the source of this 2976-nucleotide messenger RNA. RefSeq names its product nucleoside-triphosphatase, cancer-related (gene ntpcr). The transcript is spliced from 5 exons. Gene Ontology annotation, molecular function: ATP hydrolysis activity. Bases 50 to 646 code for a protein of 198 amino acids. The record is from RefSeq and is a predicted model, not a curated record. Lineage: Eukaryota; Metazoa; Chordata; Actinopteri; Cichliformes; Cichlidae.